AUGCUCUUGUUCCUCUUCUUGUUUGGUCUGGCUCUGGGUGCCGAGUCUCCUUCAGGUGACCAUGAAAUGAAGCUACAGCGUGGGAACUGUCCCAUGUUCUGGUUCAGCUUCAACGGCCGCUGCUACAAGUAUGUCGCCACACAUAUGACCUGGGCUGAUGCAGAGCUCCACUGUGUGUCAGAGAGAGCCAACCUGGUGUCUAUCCAUAGUAUGGAAGAAGAGCAGUUUGUUAGAUCCCUGAUUAUGAAUUUUGACACUGCUGAAGGAUUCACCUGGAUCGGACUCGAUGACAUCCCCAAAGAAGGCAGUUGGAUGUGGUCUGAUGGAUGUGCAGUGAAAUUUGUCUUUUGGGAUGAAGGACAGCCAGACAAUUCUGGAGGAAAUGAAGACUGUGUUCACACCAACCAUCGUAUUGAUCGGACAUGGAAUGAUCUCCCAUGUUCUUAUACCCUUCCGUCUGUUUGUGCUUCUCGCAUAGACUGUCCUUAGCAACUGGUAUGACCUGGGCUGAUGUAGAGCUCCACUGUGUGUCAGAGAGGCCAAGCUGCUGUCUAUCC
Thunnus maccoyii (southern bluefin tuna) is the source of this 557-nucleotide messenger RNA. Its product is annotated as lactose-binding lectin l-2-like. The transcript has a single exon. Gene Ontology annotation, molecular function: signaling receptor activity. NCBI's taxonomy places the organism in Eukaryota, Metazoa, Chordata, Actinopteri, Scombriformes, Scombridae. Bases 1 to 489 code for a protein of 162 amino acids. The record is from RefSeq and is a predicted model, not a curated record.